CUUCUUCCCAUCGGCCAUUGACCCAAAAAGGAAGACUAAGUUGUUGCAUGAAUACAUUUCCAAAACGUCUAAAUUGGUAACAAAAUCUCUUACAAAGGCCACCAUUUCUGCAAGUUUUUGUGUUCAAAAUUCUCCAACCUCAUAAUGUUCGUCUCCGCCCUUCUAUUUUACUUUCUUCUUGCACCGUUCUCGGCUUCGGCUGAACCAACUCCACCACGACUCCAGAGGCUAACUCAGGGAGGAUCCAUAGCCGUCGAAGACCAGACUCAAUUCCUAACUUCCCCAGAUGGAACCUUUUCAUCUGGGUUUUACAAGGUCGGCAACAAUUCCUUCUGCUAUUCAAUUUGGUUCGCAAAAAGCGCCGACAAAACUGUCGUUUGGAUGGCAAACAGAGACAACCCAGUCAACGGACACCAAUCCAAAUUGAUCCUCAAAGCCAACGGAAAUCUGGUACUCACCGAUGCAGAUGGCUCCCUCACAUGGUCUACAAACACAAUCACUACAGAACAAGUUGAGCUUCGGCUUCUUGAGAAUGGAAAUCUUGUGCUGAUGAACCAAAUCGGAGGGUUUAUUUGGCAGAGCUUCGAUUCCCCAACAGAUACUCUGCUUCCACAGCAACAAUUUCUAAAGAAUUCCACUCUGGUUUCAAUGAGAAGUCCAGGUACUUACCUAUCUGGGUUCUAUUUCUUGAAAUUCAACGACGACAACGUUCUAAAUCUCAUUUAUAAUAGCCCUUCGCUCUCGAGUAUCUACUGGCCUGAUCCUGGUAGGAGUGUGUUUGAAAAUGGUCGAACUCGGUAUAACAGCUCCAGAGUAGCAAUUUUAAAUGACAUGGGAAGGUUUGAAUCCACUGACAACUUGAAUUUCAAUGCUACGGAUUAUGGGUUCGGUCCGAAAAGGAGAUUAACAAUGGAUUACGACGGAGUUUUGAGAUUGUAUAGCCUUGUUGAAUCAACUGGCACUUGGAACAUAUCAUGGCUUCCAAUGGGUCAACUAGAUGCUUGUUUGGUUCAUGGGUUAUGUGGAGAAUUUGGAAUUUGUUCAUACAAUCCAUUCCCUACUUGCACAUGUCCUCCUGGGUUCACUAGAAACGAUGCUUCAGAUUGGAGUAAAGGCUGCAAACCUUCUUUCAAUCUGAGCUGUGAUUCCCAGAAUUUGGAUUUCAUGCAUCUUCCUCGUACGGAUUAUUAUGGCUAUGACUUGGUGGGUUACACCAGAGGUGUCUCUGUUGAGACAUGUAGGAAUUCAUGUCUCAAGAACUGUCAAUGUUUGGGAUUUGGAUACUCAAUGGAAGGAUUUGGACAAUGCUUUCCUAAAGGAGCUCUUCGUAAUGGGAAUUUAAAACCUGAUAGCAUUAUUCUUAUGCAUAUCAAGAUUCCAAAAGAAAACAGAGUAGCAGAGAUGAAAGAAGGAGAUUUGAAAUGCUCUGUUUCAGAACUCGUUCCAACCACACAAGUAUAUGCAGAAAACAAAGCUAAGUUUCGAUACAUGGGAUUAAUGAUUGGAUUUGUAGGUGUUGUUGGGUUCAUUGAAUUCAUUUUUAUAGGAUUUGGGUGGUGGAAUGUGUUCCGGAAGCGAGUUAAUGAAGAGUUGGUUAACAUGGGUUACAUUGUUUUAGCCAUGGGAUUCAAAAGAUUCACAUACGCAGAAAUGAAUCGGGCGACGAGAAACUUCAAGCAAGUGAUCGGAAAAGGAGGGUUUGGAACUGUUUACAAAGGAGAAUUGGACGAUGGAAGGGCCGUGGCAGUGAAGAGAUUAGAAGGCGUUUUACAAGGAGAAGCAGAGUUCUGGGCAGAGGUGAGCAUCAUCGGAAAGAUAAACCACAAGAACUUAGUGAAAUUGUGGGGUUUUUGCGCUGAGAAACAGCACAAGAUGUUAGUUUAUGAGUUCGUGAAAAAUGGGUCAUUGGACAAAUUGCUAUUCUCGGAUUCAUCAGAAACACUAGGAUUGGAGCAGAGGUACGAGAUUGCUGUCGGGACAGCAAAGGGGUUAUCAUAUUUGCAUGAAGAAUGUCUGGAAUGGGUUCUUCACUGCGACGUGAAGCCUCAAAACAUACUCCUUGACGAGGGUUUGGAGGCGAGAGUGGCAGAUUUUGGAAUGUCGAAGCUUUUUGGAGAGAUUAAGGAAAGUGGAUUCUCGAGGGUGAGAGGAACGAGAGGGUACUUAGCGCCAGAAUGGAUGAUGGACCAGAAAAUAGAUGCGAAGGCUGAUGUUUACAGCUUUGGCAUCGUUUUGCUGGAGCUGGUGAGCGGCAAAUGUGCAUCAAAAUUCCAUCUGGUGAGCUGGAUGAUGGAGAGCAUAGAACAAGGGAAGAUUGAAGAUGUGAUCGAUCCAAGGCUUGUGGAGAGGCAGGAUAGGCUGAAGAUUGAGACGUUGGUACGAGUUGGUUUACUAUGCGUUAAGGAAGAUCGAAAUUUGAGGCCUGCGAUGAGCAGAGUUGUAGAACUUCUUAGCUGUAGACUGUGAAAUCUCACAUUAGUUAGAACCGUGCGUGACAGCGAGGACCCUAGCCCGUGUCAUCCAUUAUUGGUGUGAGCUGAGAGGUGCAACUCCCAACACAAACGCCAACAUCCCUAUCUGAGACAUCUGAGGCCACCAAUCAAAGCGUCCAAAGCUUUGAAAUAAUGUUUAGAAUAGACACAAAA
Molecule: messenger RNA, 2645 nt
Organism: Cucurbita pepo subsp. pepo (vegetable marrow)
Lineage: Eukaryota; Viridiplantae; Streptophyta; Magnoliopsida; Cucurbitales; Cucurbitaceae
Product: putative receptor protein kinase ZmPK1
Biological process (GO): recognition of pollen; protein phosphorylation
Molecular function (GO): protein serine/threonine kinase activity; ATP binding
Source: RefSeq, a predicted model, not a curated record